GUGCGCACAGGCCCCAGCGGAGGGGGCGGGGAGCUCUCCAGGUGCGGAGGAUCACCUGGGAAAAUGGGGAGAGGAGGAACUGGCUCUCGAACCACAAGCAAGGCGGAUUACCUAGGUAUGAAGUCGAGCUUGUCAUGAGGUCCUAUGAGGCACCGGCCCGGGCCACGGAGGGCGGCACUCUGUGAUCCGGGGGGAGCGUCCCGUGAGACGUGCGCAUGGACUCUCUUCGGAGGGUUGGUGCGCACAGGCCCCAGCGGAGGGGGCGGGGAGCUCUCCAGGUGCGGAGGAUCACCUGGUAAAAUGAAGGGAGAUGGCACGGUGGGGGGAGAUGCCCUGGCCAAAACGAAAAAGGUGGCGAGAAAGGCAGGGCCGGCUCUGGCUAAGAUUCAAUGCAGAGCACCGAUCAUUCGAGGAGUCGAAAGGGCAACGGGAAACCGUUGCAGGUUGGCCAGUUCAGCUACCCCGCGCCCUCCUUGGAGGGCGAUGGGUAGAUGGCGUGCCUCCUGGGCUGGAGGCGAACCAGGUCGACGAAGGAACAGCGAGGCCUCGUUUCUAACGUGGACCUCCUGGGCUGAGCGUGGACCUCGGCCUGGAGGGAGGGAUGGAGCACACCCGGCUGGUGCGGGUGUCGUUGUCAUCCCGCUGCGGGCAGGCCGCCGCGGCACGUGGAACGAUUGGGGGGAUGGCUUGCACACUUGGGGCCAACCCAUCACACCCGGCUUGGGGAACCCGGGAGUGAGGCCCGGAGCCUUUGCCAGAGGCUCUGGGCCGAAAAUGGGAAGAAAUGACGGCAGGCGAGCGAGGGAAGGACAGGCGGGUUGCACCGCAGGUCGUUUCCGAGCUCAGCUUGCCCCAGGCGUCGCGAACGCGGACGAGCCUCGAGCUCGCGGGGUCGGGUGGGGCCUGCCAGCCUCAUCCGGCACCGCGGACUCGGGUGCUCUUUCGUGGACCGGCGUGCGGAGGUGUCGGCGAACCGGGGAAUCCGUGUUGCGCAUACCAUACGUCGGGCUGGACCCCGAUGCCUUGCGAGUCGGGUGAUUCCGACCGGGGCGGAGGGAGAAGGGGCCGACGGUGCGCACGCCUCGCUGAGCGGGCUGCUCUCAGUUCCCGGGUGAUUCCGGCGAGACAGCCCGUGCGAGAAAGGGGAAUGGGCAGACGUCCCAGGAGGCGCGAGCUUCC
Closterium sp. NIES-67 is the source of this 1179-nucleotide messenger RNA. NCBI's taxonomy places the organism in Eukaryota, Viridiplantae, Streptophyta, Zygnematophyceae, Desmidiales, Closteriaceae. The record is from the annotation of a GenBank genome assembly.